AAUGAAGGCUUAAAAAAUCGAUACUUUGUUAAUGAACAAGGCAUUUCCGAUGUGAAUGAUUGUUUAUUCAUACGUUCAUUACGCUCAGCCAACAAUUUUACCAUGAAAAUCAAACUAAUUUCUCGGCAAAUCUUCAGCAAAGUGAAGAAAUUAUAUCCAAAUMGUUUAAUUGGGCUUUUGGUUCUCCAGUUUUCUAAGAAAWAUGAUUUUUACGGGGUUUUUGUUCAACACGGAUUACGAUAUAAAUAUGAACAAGUUUGGCCGAGUAAUGGGAAUUUUACCAGGUGGCGAAAUCGUGUUUUGUAAUCGCUAAACUACAACAAUUUAUCAGUUGCCUCUUUCCGAGGAAGUCAUUUGGCGUUGCUUUCAGUUUGCGCCUACGUGAACCUCUUGCUACUCGCUAACCGAACACAUUAAAUCGUCAUUAACUUGCCUCGAGAGAAAUAUGAGAGAGCGUCGAGGGCUCUAAGGCGAAGGUAUACAUCUAUCUUGGCAGGAAAUUAACCUAAUAGCAGGCUCACUUGUUUGGCUUUUGUCUUAGACUCAUUAAAUUCGAAUUCGCUUUUGUCCCCUUAAACAUCUGCUUUCUUACUUCAGCUCAUAGCUUGAAAGGGAAUCUCGAAAACUUGUUGUGUAUUUGAAUACAUACAUUUUGUUUGGAUUAGUAAAACGGUUUUACACUGACAAACAUCYUCUGAGGUUGUUAGCCGAAGGACUUCAAGCUCAUCUUGUGGAAACAAACUUUCUUUAUUGAGAUAUUCUGCCAUCAUGGAGAAGGCAUAUCGACAUUCUAACCGAGUAUGUUCAGUAUGUGGCGAUCGCUCGUCUGGUUUUCACUAUGGAGUUCAAAGCUGCGAAGGCUGUAAAAGUUUUUUCAAAAGAACAGUUCAAAAYCAGCUUCAAUAUGCUUGCGUCGAGAAUAAGUCUUGUCAGAUUGACAAGAAUAACCGUAUUCGCUGUCAGUAUUGCCGUUUCCAGAAGUGUUUAGCGCUUGGGAUGCUCAAGGAGGCCGUGAGAGAAGACCGCGCUCCUGGWGGACGACCAAGAAUCAAGUCUCUCAUUAGUUUGAAAGAAAACGCCGACACUUUUGUAUCAUCUGAACUUAUUAUUCAGCUCAUACAAGCAAGACCUGAUGCUCUUCCAAAGCGAAGAUCCGAAUACCUUGAGAUGGGUCUGAAUGACUUAUGUCCUUUAAACCCUGUGGAAGCCAUUAUGGAGAUGACACUCCAAGAGGUUGACCUCAUCAUCAAGUGGGCCAUGGGAGUACCGGGAUUCUGUGAUGUWAAUAGAGAAGACCAAAUCAAUCUUCUUACAAACGGUAUCCUUGAAUUAUUGAUUUUACGUAUUUGUCAACGUUCAACUCCUCACCAAGGGUCUAUCUUGGUAGCGAAAGAUGUCCUUGUACGUCCUGAAACAACUUACAAUAUUCUACUGGAGCAGUGGGCAGCACAGUUAUCCUGCUUUGGUUACAAAUUACAGAGCUUGCAGCUUGAUAUGGCUGAAUUCGCAUGUGUCAAUGCAAUUAUGUUAUUUGAACAAGAACCAAGUUGUGGGCUACAUAACAGAGAACUUGUUGAAUUCGUUCUUAACCGAACACUUGAUGCUCUACGUGACUACAUCAAAUCUUCAUACCCAGAGAAACCAAGUCGUUUCGCUCAUAUUCUUCUAAAGCUGCCAACACUACGCGAUGUCGCUUCAAAGAUGGCUACUGAAUGUCUGUUUGCCCAGUCUUUAAUUCAUUUAGCAGUACCACAAAUCGUAGCAAGAAUGGUCGAUGUUGAGCAUGCGCAAUGAUCAGUAAAAACAGUCGAAAAUGGCCGUCACCAGAAGGUUACGUAGAGCCGGAUACGGAUYAAUUUCCCUAGUUCUUACAUCAUUCAGCAGUUUCACAAAUCAUUGUCAGCGGAAAUYUCCUUCUUGAGCAUGCGCUAUAGCAAUAUCAAUUUGCGACUAAUUUUUUGCUCAGUCCUCAAAAUCCUUAAAUCAUACCAGCAGAAAGAUCAUUGUUAAGCAUGCGCAAUAGUAUAACGACAAAAA
Exaiptasia diaphana is the source of this 2037-nucleotide messenger RNA. Its product is annotated as retinoic acid receptor RXR-alpha. Lineage: Eukaryota; Metazoa; Cnidaria; Anthozoa; Actiniaria; Aiptasiidae. Gene Ontology annotation, biological process: cellular response to corticotropin-releasing hormone stimulus; regulation of transcription by RNA polymerase II. The transcript is spliced from 6 exons. Bases 769 to 1794 code for a protein of 341 amino acids. Gene Ontology annotation, cellular component: transcription regulator complex; nucleus. The record is from RefSeq and is a predicted model, not a curated record. Gene Ontology annotation, molecular function: zinc ion binding; RNA polymerase II cis-regulatory region sequence-specific DNA binding; nuclear glucocorticoid receptor binding.